Molecule: messenger RNA, 960 nt
Organism: Babesia bovis T2Bo
Lineage: Eukaryota; Apicomplexa; Aconoidasida; Piroplasmida; Babesiidae
Exons: 1
Coding region: 79-765 (228 amino acids)
Source: RefSeq, a predicted model, not a curated record
GAAACCACGCAUGUUUUUAUUUUAGUUUUGAUUUUUUAAGACCCAUUUUAAAUUUUUGAGUGCACUAAAAGAAUAUCCAUGAUGAAGGUGGUCUUGAAUGUGUUGACCUUGCUCGUAGCCCUUCUCACCCGUGUGGGCGCUACGGAAGAGCCGCUAGAUGUAGUUAAGCCUGUGGAAAAUCGCAGUGUUGCUACACAAGAAGUUGCUUUGGAUAUGGCUAAAGAGCCUAGCUACGAUAUAUUCUCCGUAGAUGUGGUGUCCUUCGAUAAAAUAGCCGUUCUCUCUGUAGCACCAAAGAAGGGACACAAAUUAACCUCCGUCGUUAACGGGGAGCAGACACUUUUCAAAUGCCGUGAAGAUGACGAAAAGGACAAAAUCGACGAGGUACUCAUAAGACUUAAAUCCGACAACGACUUCAUCCUAAUCAGCUCUACAUAUGGUAUCACGUACUUCGAAAUUACCGAUGGCAAUUACAAGGAAAUUACAAAUGUUGAGGACCUUCCGUCUUACAUCAAGGAUAUUCUUCCGUUGGACCUUUCUUCCGAGAUUAUUCUUCCAAUAUGUGGUAGUCGCCGUCUCACUCCUUCUGACGACGGUUACUCGUUUGAAUGCGUCGAUGAAGAAGAUGAUGAUGAUGAUGAUGAUUCCGACUCUGAUGAUAGUGACGGCGAAGGUGCUGUUUUCGAUUUCGACUCCAACAGAGUAUAUGCUUUCACCGAGGCUGAUUAUGAUGAAAUGGUUAAACAAGCAAUGAAUCACGAAUGAAAACCUUUUUAGGCAUAGUUGAUUGCCUCCAUAUAAUGUGGGUGGCUUAAUUCGCAUGUGUUCUGCUGUUAAAAUGUUAUGUUCCCAAUGAGGAUUUACGCACGUUCUCCCUGUAAAACAUCAUAGGUUGAUGAAUGGUGUAUAAUUACUAGUCUUCUUCGUAUUUGCGAUUGUCUAUAUCACUAAUAACUAGAG